This is a messenger RNA of Durotheca rogersii, 1208 nucleotides long. RefSeq lists its product as uncharacterized. Bases 213 to 929 code for a protein of 238 amino acids. The record is from RefSeq and is a predicted model, not a curated record. The transcript has a single exon. NCBI's taxonomy places the organism in Eukaryota, Fungi, Ascomycota, Sordariomycetes, Xylariales, Xylariaceae.
UCCUUUAUCCAGAGGACUACGAAGACUAUAAAACAGUCGUCGAUCAUCUUUCAAAGCAUCAGUUCUCUCCAAAUGCAUCCAGGAAACGGCAGCUCCCUCCUGAGAUAACGAGGGCCUUUCAGCAGAGCCUGAUCUAUCGACAAACUCUGCGCUCGAGUUUAUCCCUACCGUAUCCUAGUCGUUCUACCAUUUCCGGACGAAAGUUACCGGCCAUGCGCUUAAUCGUUACUCUGUUGGCGGUAACUGCCACGUUCCGGAGAGGCUCUGCAUUCCCCUUCCAACCGGCUGGGAGGGCAGUCGAGAUGCAGCCGCCCCAGAAAGCCGGGGAUGAGGGGACAUGUGUGGGCCAGGCGGCGAAGAUUUGGAACUACAUAGCCGGCACCCGCGACAAACGUAUGCCCAACGACGACGCCCACCCCGACAAAAACCACCACUCGGAAUGCAUUAUGAAGAAGUCCACCGAAGGGACAUCCACCCAGGGAACGUCUACUGGGGCAUCAUCCACUGGGACAUCAUCCACUGAAGACGUGACGGCUACCACCGCAAUAACCGUAGAUCUUCAGAAGGAGACGGAAAUGGAUAAGAUGAUGGGCAUGGAUAAGAUGCCGGGGAUGGAUAAGAUGAUGGGUAUGGAUAUGAUGACGGGGAUGGAUAAGAGGUCCGGAAUGGAUAUGAUGGCAAGUAUGGAUAUGAUGAUGGGUAUGGAUAUGAUGACGGGGAUGGAUAAGAGGUCCGGAAUGGAUAUGAUGACAGGUAUGGAUAUGAUGACAGAGAUGGAUAUGAUGACGGGGAUGGAUAAGAGGUCUGGAAUGGAUAUGAUGACGGCUAUGAACAUGAUGACAGGUUUGGAUAAGAAUGCUAAGGCGACGGGGAUGGUCGAGGCGCCGGAGCGUACGGCGAUGCCCGACGUCAAAACCAAGGUGUCCUAAGACGGGGCGCGCUCACGGCACGGGCGGGAUCUCGUGUCGCGACGCCGCUCGAGUGGCUCCGGAGCGAGUCGCCCUCCUCGACCACUGCAAGCUUAGGAUGCCACCACGCGGGGGGGGGAGACGAGCGAACUGGUGGCAGCGUUCGCGACUCUCGGCUGGGCCAUGUUAUCUGGAAGAUCUCGGCGUAAUGCGAUACUCAGACUGAUUGGAGGAGAUGGCGGGCGACGCCUGGAUAUGCUGGCCAGAUCGACGGGGAGGAGUGCGUUCUGGAAUGUGUGU